This is a messenger RNA of Fundulus heteroclitus (mummichog), 4184 nucleotides long. It is a transcript of the gene kremen1, whose product is annotated as kringle containing transmembrane protein 1. The transcript has 9 exons. NCBI's taxonomy places the organism in Eukaryota, Metazoa, Chordata, Actinopteri, Cyprinodontiformes, Fundulidae. Gene Ontology annotation, biological process: multicellular organism development. The record is from RefSeq and is a predicted model, not a curated record. Bases 296 to 1726 code for a protein of 476 amino acids. Gene Ontology annotation, cellular component: plasma membrane.
UGUCUCUUUAGCGCUGCAGGUUGAAUGCAUUGCUCCUAUUUCCUGUCACAUGGCGUGGAAAUAGGAUCCCUGUUUUCUACUAUCUGCUCUCGUCUCCGCGAUGUCAGAGUUCUGCUGUAGUUGAAGUACCUGCCGCGUCUGUCAGACACUUUAUUUUGAAGCGACUGUUGCCCAGACUCCUGCCAACCAACCAACCAACCAGCGAGCCAGCGAGCCAAGCACCCGGCCGCCAGCGUGCGCAUCAGGCUGCACUUCACCUGAGAGGAAGAGCCACUUCAGACUUUUUACUCACACCAUGGAUUCCUGGAGGGCCACCUCUGCGCUUCUCCUGGCCGGCUUUAUUUCCUCGGCGGCUUUUCGACAUUUCGACAGCGAGUGUUAUACUGCCAACGGAGAGGACUACAGGGGCUUCCAGAACCAAACCAGCCUGCAUGGAGGCAAACCCUGCCUGUUCUGGAAUGAGACUUUCCAGCACCCUUACAACACCCUCAAAUAUCCCAAUGGAGAAGGAGGUCUGGGAAGCCACAACUACUGCAGGAAUCCUGACGGGGAUGUCCAGCCUUGGUGCUACAUCGCCGAUCACGAAGACGUGACGUACUGGAAAUACUGUGACAUCCCUACAUGCCAGAUGCCUGGGAAUUUGGGCUGCUUCAAAGACACCGGUCAUCCUCCGACCCUUCCCGGCACCCACGAGAUCUCCAACAAACUCACGAUUCAGACCUGCAUCAACUUCUGCCGGGGUCAGAAAUACACGCUUGCCGGCAUGGAGUCAGGGUACGCCUGCUUCUGUGGCAACGAGGCGGACCUGCAAGACCACGUCAAGUCGUCCAACAUGGAGUGUAACCACGUCUGCUUCGGUGAUCACACUCAGCCCUGCGGAGGAGACGGCUGGAUCAUCGUCUUUGACGUCCGAGUUGGCGCCUGCGGGGGGAACUACACGUCGCCGACCGGAGUGGUCUACUCCCCCGACUUCCCUGACAAAUACGCGGCCAGUCGCGUUUGCUACUGGACCAUCCAGGUCCCCGGUGCCUCCGCAAUCCUCUUCAACUUCACCUUCUUCGACAUCUCCGACCAGACCGACAUGGUGGAGCUUCUGGACGGCUACACCCGGGAGGUGGUUGCCCGCUUUGACUGGCGCAGCCCUCCCCGGGAGCUGGUGAACAUCACGGGGGACUUUGUCAUCCUGUACUUCUUCUCGGAUCGCACCAAUCAGGCCCACGGCUUUGCUCUUUUGUACCAAGCGCUCAGAAAGCAGGACCCCAGAGCCACGGCCCCCAGAGGCUCCGACGAGGAGGAGAGCGAAGACGCCUCCAGCACGCCGGGGCCGCAGCUGUCCAGCGGCGUCACCGAGAGAUCCAACAGCACCACCAACGGACGUAGCUCACACAUCCUCUACGUGAUCACGUCCAGCCCCGGCAAACCCGAGCACAGCAUGCCAGGUCAGUGGGCUGGACGCGGCGAGACCACCGGCCACAGCGCUAUGUGGACCAUCUACGCUCUGGCGGCGCUCCUCAUACUGACGGUCGUGGCCAUGGUGGCCAAGCUGCUGCUCCACGUCACGGUCAAGACCCCGAACAUCCCAACAGUCAGCGGCUCAGACAGCUGCAGCCAGAGCACGGUGUCCUCCGAGCCGUGGAUCAUCCUGUACCGACCGUCCACCAUCUCCCUCUUCAAGAAGAAGCUAAAGAACCACCAUGGGGACCUCAGCCCUCUGGUGGGCCACUAGUGCUGCUGCUGCUGCUGCUUCAUCGCCAUCCACAAUUACUCCGUCAGACGACACGGCCGUCAGACCGGGGGAAUUCAACGAGGCGCUUCACUAAUAAGCAAAGACUGAGUGACUAAUGACAACUGACUCAGUGGCUGCAGCCAAACGGCCUUUUGCCCCCCCCCCAAAAAAAAAAAAAAGUCAAGGCACUCUCAUUCCUCUCAGCGCCAAAGAAAGAGGGUCACGCAGGGGUAUGAGGGGCGACAGUGACAGAGAGGAGAGCCAAAAGACUGGAUGGAGGAAGAUCUGAGAGACACACAAGGACGCUUUUAACAUGCAGGAGGCCAUUUUCAUCCAUCGCAGCCGUCCUCAGCAAUCAGCAUACCUCUAAAAAUCCCUCCAGACUGCAGCCUCGUCAGUGAAAACUCGCAGGCCCCGCGGCGCAGCGCGACGGCGGACAACUUAAACGCACGCAGUCGAAGCUUUACAGUUUCACAUAAACUCCUAACUGCCUCAUACAGACGAACAUUUGCCAAAAUCCUUUCCCUCCAAAGAGCUGUACAUCUUUGUCUUCUUUUUUUGUUUUUAUUCUGUUGCAAAUGCUAAUCUUGAGUUUCUUUCUUAUUCUCUUUGAUGUGUUUUACAUGAUAACUUGCAUUUUUUUUUGUUUUUUUUUUUUUUUAAAGGAGAGGGAACCAAUAGUACACUGAGGUUUCACAACACUUUUGGUGCAAAAUUCAAAGGCCAGAGUGAAGCAGAGCUCCCAUCUUCUGCUCAAACGUCGGGGUGGAGAGAAGAAGCAUCCUCGCUCGCGUCAGUGGAAGGUUUGGGAUCGGUGUUGUUGACAAUCUGCCAUUUAGGGAGACUUAGGAAGAUCUGAGGGCUUUUUUUUCUCCCCGCCACUUGGGAUGUGGGUAGGAGUCUUUCCGGUUUGUUCAAGUGCCUUAAGGAUCUUUUCUUCCCUUGCGUCAGAUUCCACACAUCUGUUUCUGUCUUUAUAUCUGCCGGGAUCCCUCACAAACAUCGGAAUCAAUGGGGAUACGAGGAGUGAGAUUCCUAAAAGGUUUCUGUCAUGGGAGAAAUGCCAGAUGUUGUGUGUGCGGGGGAAGUAGAUUCACAGCCAUAAAGGAAAGCAGCUCUCCGUACGAGCCAGACGAGGCUUUGAAACAGAUUUUGUUUUAGUUUGUGUGCUCUUACUUGUAGUCUUGGACAUUUACUGAACAUAUUGUUCACAUUAACCCUCAGUCUUUUGAUUGCAGGAGAAAAAGGGGGUGAAUAUUGUUGUAUAUUCUGUAAUUCAUUGUGGGAACAGAGAUAUUUAUGACCGCUCUUUGAUUUUAUUGUCUCAGCAAACCAUUCGAGAGGGAGCCAUCUGCUAUUAUUUUAAACCUCCCCAUUAAGCGAGCUCACACGUGGAACGUUUAGGCGGCGUUAAAGUGUCUUGAGACUCAACAGACGCACGUUUUUUUGGGCCUGUCACGCAGAUUUCAGGCCCGAAAGGUGGAGAGCAAGUGCUCGGUGGUACCACCCGCAGGCCGGAAUCGAGUUUGCAGCUGUGACAUUUUAACUACUUGAGAAAGGUCAAUAUCUACUUUUUGUGCCAUGGGCAUAGCGGUUGCUGUUUCUCGUGCGGGGGUCGGACGCUCUAGAUGCUUUCUUCAAAUCUUCCCAUUACUCGAUGCACUUAAUUUUGCUCGUACUUCCAAAACAAAACAGUACUUAUCCUGGUUUGCAUUUAGGUUUUGGGUGAAUAUCAACUCGAAUGACCUUACCUUAGCACUUGAAGCCAAAAGAAGUACCAUGCAGGAUCUAAAUUAAUAAAAAAAAUAUAUUAUUAUUAUGCGUCGUUGUCUCCCAAUUAGUGGUUUGCAAAAAAAAAAAAAAAAAAAAGUAGUGGCUCAAUGCUAUCUACUGCUCAGCUGUAACUCAUGGUAAUUAUUGCAGGACGUGAGCAGAUGCCCCUGGGUCUGCGAUGUUCAGAGCAGACCAUGCGUGGCGAGGAGUAGGGGAGAAAGAGGGACGGGGAAAUUAAUGCGCUUUCAGAUCCAACACAAGCUAAUCAAAUGUGACAGUCAGUAUCUAACAAGGGUACGUUUGCUUGGCUAGCCUGGUGAAUUAUGCAAACGCCAGUCGUCUGUCCCGUCCUCCAGUCACUCGGGAAAUUCCACGCUAGGUUUCUUUCGGCGUCGUCAAAAAAAAACGUGCCCCCCCCCUUUUAAAAUUGUUGCCAAUGUCCUGAAGUGCUCGACGACGUGAAAACAAUACCAGAGGCCCUGUGGGAAAUGGUCUCAACGGGCCAAAACUCUGUUUUCAUCUAAUUGUAUAUAGCGAAAUAUAGUGUAAUGUUAAUUUAUACAGUAAAUUAUUGUUAUUUUGUAUGUGAAUGGGAUAUAAUCUAUCUUUUGGAUAAGUGAAGUAUCUUUGUAGUUUUAUUUAAUGCGUCCUGGUUGCAAAUAAACACUGUAUGCAUGUUUCUUAA